Messenger RNA from Diversispora eburnea, 421 nucleotides. NCBI's taxonomy places the organism in Eukaryota, Fungi, Glomeromycota, Glomeromycetes, Diversisporales, Diversisporaceae. The record is from the annotation of a GenBank genome assembly.
AUAUUAGUUUUAAAUGUGAACGUAUUACUGAUAUUAUUUCAAAAGUAAAAGAAUUGAUUAAAGAAAGUCAAGAAAUAGAAGUUACUUUAAAUACAAUUGUAUUUGAUAAUAAAAAGAUCCAGUCUAAUAAUCCUUUAACUACUUCUAUAAUUAGUUUAUCUGUAAAUCCUAUUUUAUUUGAAAAAACAAGAAAAACUACCAUUCUUAAGUCACCAUUAUUGGAGGAAGAGAAAGAUUUUGAAAUUACUAUUACUAGCCUUUUCACCUCAAUUCCAAUACAAGUAGAUCCUAAUAUUUGGACAACUAAUUUAACACAACAGAUCAAAGAAGGAGAUUAUUUUGGAUCUCCUAAACCAAAAACAACUAUGUCAGACAGUACAUAUUCAUUAAAUAAAUUAUCUUCAUAUUCUAGAGACCAAGU